AAUAAACGAGGACACGUUGGAUUCAACCGGUGUAGCGCAUCACCGCGUUACUCUUUGAAGGAAGAACUAAUGUUUCAUAAUCGUUAUUUCUGUCCGGAAUAUUGUAGUGUGACACACGACAAUAAAAAUACGGAAGACGCAAGAAUCAGCUGACAUAUUUCGCGUACAACUGCAUUGUGUUGUUAUCGGUUUCUGACAUAAGCAGCCUGCAUUAUGGAGGACCAGGAGAUGCAACUAAAAGUUAGACGAGUGACUGACAAAUUCACGGAGAGCAUGUACGUGCUAGCUAACGAGCCGUCAGUGGCUCUCUACAGACUGCAGGAACACGUCAGAAGGUCCCUGCCUGAACUGGUGCAACACAAGACAGACAUGCAGAGCUGGGAGGAGCAGAGUCAAGGAGCCAUCUACAGUGUAGAGUAUGCAUGCAGUGCCGUGAAGAGCAUGACGAACAGCAGCUUGUAUUUCAAAAACAUUGACGGCCUCCUCCGUCAAGCCAUCAGCAUGAAGGAGCAGAUUAGCAACUCUCAAGGACGCAGCUUACAUGAUGUGACCCCCUCACCCAGUCCCCUUGUCUCUGCUCCACAUGCCCCUCCCACUUCCUCAUUACCUCUGGACUGAGGUGUCCAAGGAAAAGGACUACAGACUCAGGCAUGCUAAAGGAAGGGGGAGAAAAGCACAGCUCCGGGAUGUGACGUGACUUCCUGAGUUGUUGGUGUUGCUUCUACAGUCCCUUGCUCUAUUACCUCUUGAUUGAGGCUGAAGUGGGGUCAUAAGAGCGACACCUCAUCACAAUGGAGGGACUGCCUCCAGUGACACACCCCCCCCACACCCCUCCAGUACAAGCCGCUCAGUGGAACAGAGCACCACAGCACUGCCAGGUUCAGCAUUAAAAACACUUAAGUCAUGGACGCUGCUCAAAGAAUGCAUUGUUCUCAUGGACUCGCUGGACGGGCCAGAGAGAAGGCAGCCGUGCUGCUUUUGCCUCUGCUGUUGAAAAUCCACUGCGCCGCCAAUGUUUUGGACACUAGUUUUCAAGUCUUUGUGAAUUUGUUGUUGAAGGCUAAAGACUAAAAGAGUACCCUGCAUGGAAAUUAUAAAAGCUUAACGCACUUACACAAGGAAAACAUACAAAAAUGUGCUAGAAGGCAGUAACCGAUGCCCAGUUCUACUUUAUUUAAGGAUUAAAUAUGACAUGCCAGAUUGGGCAACAUGUUCUUACAGAGAAAAUCCAGAAUCUUAACAAAAAAAUGAAAAUCUAGUUUUUCAUUCUUACCUGCCAAGUAGACAGAAACCCCCAGGCAAAACAGUCCGAUAGCCACGUGUCGUACAGCUCUGCUAUCCAAAAGGAACCAGUCUGCUCUAUUGAAACAGAUGUCAUAUGGUUAAUGUCAGACAUGUUUACACUUUAACAUUGCUACUUUUGUUUUUUUUCUCAUCGGUGCAUAAAUGAUUUUAUGCAACAAUUUCUGUGUUGACAGUUUUCUUUUUGUCUCAAGUGCACCUUCUUUGCUAUGCAAUCCAACUUUUCUUCAUCUUUUUUUUAUUUCUCCCCUGAUAAGUUUGUAUAUCAGAACUGUAAGUCCUAAAACAUUUGAUUAUUAAUUAGCUGGGUAUGUUUAAAUGCUAUAUGUUUUGUAAAGCUCAUUAUUAUUCACAUUUUCUUGGAAUGUCCCCUCUGUCAGUAGGGAGGUCCUGGGGUAUGCUGUUGGAUUUGAAAACCGAUGUGGGAAAGGGCCAGCUAGAGGCUGUGUGCUGGGUGCAUAAUGAGAGGAAGGCCAUUGUUUAGAUGGGAUUCAUAGGGUUUGAGAGGUGGGGGUCGGCCAACAACAUUGCAGUACGGGCCUCUGCACUCUGACACAUACGGAAGGCACUUUUAUACUUAAAAUAAAACUGUUUUCUUUUAAUGAAACUUAAUGCAGUCAACCAGGAUCCGCUGUGGUUUACAGAGAACAAUUAAAGAAGAUUGUGUGGACACAAGAACACUAA
Molecule: messenger RNA, 1986 nt
Organism: Sander lucioperca (pikeperch)
Lineage: Eukaryota; Metazoa; Chordata; Actinopteri; Perciformes; Percidae
Gene: borcs8
Product: BLOC-1 related complex subunit 8
Exons: 6
Coding region: 214-618 (134 amino acids)
Cellular component (GO): BORC complex
Source: RefSeq, a predicted model, not a curated record